Messenger RNA from Ylistrum balloti, 3329 nucleotides. Its product is annotated as elastase-like. NCBI's taxonomy places the organism in Eukaryota, Metazoa, Mollusca, Bivalvia, Pectinida, Pectinidae. Gene Ontology annotation, biological process: proteolysis. Gene Ontology annotation, molecular function: metalloendopeptidase activity. The record is from RefSeq and is a predicted model, not a curated record. The transcript is spliced from 2 exons. Bases 11 to 1864 code for a protein of 617 amino acids.
AGGCAUCAUCAUGGGUCUCUCCGCAUACUGUGUAGUGACGUCCUUAACUGUCUUUGUAUUAAGAGUUGAAGGCGCGAGAUGGAUGAACGUUGAUGAGGCAGUUAGCAGAUCCAUCAGACACCUGGAGUUGAUGAAUGAGAAACGAUCCAUACUGGAUACAACUCCAGGGGAAGUUAUCAACAUAGAACAGGAAACUGACCUCAUAGAAAGUGACGCGGUCAACACCAUAGAAGGGUCAAAGGUCAUGCGAUAUUUUGAAACAUUCCACGGGAUUCCAGUUUACGAUUCCAUUGCUUCCAUAGAGGUCGACAGUGAACACGGUACGUACACCGGACAAGCAUCCGGGCAACUGCUUCAAGACAUUCACAAUGACGUCACAUCCGUAAUACCAACUCUGAAGAAAGCUGAGGCUCUGGUACUUGCAAAAAUGUACUUUGGUGGCGACAGCAACGAGUACAGUAACGAAAAAGUGGAACUAGUGAUAUAUCCUGUAGGACAUGUGGCAGCAUUAGCUUACAAAAUAUCAUUUAUCGCAUUCAGGAAUGACAAUAUAGCUAGACGUCGUUUCUUUCUCAAUGCAAAUACUGGAAAACUCUUGAAAGAAGUGAAUUUACUUCCGUCAUUUCAGGCAAAAACUACAGGAGGUAAUACCAAGAUUGGUAAAUUAGAAUACGGUAAAUCUAUGCCCUUUCUGAAAGUAAGAAAAACAGGAACAAAUUGUACGUUAGCCAACGAUAAAGUGAAAGUCUAUGAUCUUCACCAUGGUAAAAGAUUGAAUAAGGGGGACCGUCCAUUUUCCUUUGACUGUAAUGAAGGAAUUUCAGACGAGGGCAAUGGGGCAUUUUCUCCACUCAGCGAUGCUUAUUUCUACGCGAACAGAGUUUUCAAAAUGUACGAGGAACUAGUGCAUGCGCCUGCAAUUAAAGAACAGCCAAUUCAAAUAUGGGUUCACUACGGUGAAAAUGCUAUCGUAGCCCAGUUUUCUGGUCCAAUGCUCCUGUUUGGGGAUGGCCGGAAGGAUAUUUUCUACCCGAUGGUUUCUGCAGACGUCCUAGGUCACGAAAUGACACAUGGAUUCGUAGAAGAACAUUCAGAUCUUGAGUACAGUGGUCAGUCUGGAGCAGUAGAUGAGUCGUUUGCGGACGUUGCCGGAGAGGCGGCCGAAGAAUUUAUCUUUGGAAGUCACGACUUCAAAUCUGGUGAAGACAUCUCCAUGGGUUACACAGUUCGGGAUAUGUGUAAUCCAGAAACAGACAGUAGGUCCAUUGACCAUGUUAAUGACUUCAAUGACGAUUUAGAUGUCCACUACACUAGUGGUAUUUUCAACAAAGCGGCGUGCUUGCUGGUAACAUCGGACGAAUUCGAUAUAUUUAAAGUGUUUCAGAUCUUUGCGCAUGCCAAUCGUUUUUAUUGGCAUCCAACAUCGAAUUUCAGCGGGGCCGCUUGUGGUAUUGCAAAAGCCGCUUAUGACCUAGGACAUAAUACCGACGAGAUAGCAGCUGCGUUUGAAAACGUUGGUGUUGAAAUCUGCUCAAUGGAGAAAUAUACAAGAACAAUUCACACAGAUAUCACUAUAAAAAGUCUCCAGGCAAAGGGUGACGAAAAAAUAGUAUUUAAAUUCAAUAUCAGGUCCGGAAAAAGCUUCUUGAUCUAUACUAUGAAUGGGGAUGGAGAUAUCGAUGUAACUAUAGAUUCGAAACGCAAAUUAAGAGGUGCAGCCCCGCUGUAUUCAUCGGAUUCAAAGGGAAACCUAGAAAUGAUCAACGUUGAUUUAAAACUGAUUCGAAAAGGCUACAUCACUUUAAAACCAAAGAAGAAAGGAAUGUUUUCAGGCGUGAAAUUUGACUUACGUAUCCAACACUGAAAAAUACUGUACAUAUAAUUGCUAUUGGUUAACUUUUAUAUUUUGAAGAUCUCUCCGGGAAAUACAAUUGCUAUUUACCUAAUAUGCUACGUCCUGUUUUAAGUACCUUGUACCAAUGUGUUUGUGUGUGUGUAUGUUUUUUUUUUUUUUUUUUUUUGAGUGAUUUGUAUUUUCGCUAUAUUCGCGAAUAUUAGAAUAAUAUUUUUACGUAUAUUAAUAGCUUCAUAUUUUUGCACUUCUGACAGUUGAAUGCGAACGACCCUGAAAAGGUAUAGGAUCACCUGCCCGACCCUUUGAUUUUCCCCGGGUACUACGGUCUUCACCCACAGAAAGACCCCACGAGCGUUUCAAUCCGUGCCAACAAUAGUGCUUUAUAUAAGUAGAAAAAAUGGUCUCGCAAUUAAUGUAAAAUAGCGAAAGUUUACUCUUUAAAUAGAUUAAUACAUAUGUGAAAAAAGGAACCAAACAGAAAUCACACAGUUUGCGGGAUCGGCACAUUCAUCAACUAAUACAAUCAGAUAUACCUUCACUUGGCGGAUAUUAGUAAUUGAAGACUUAACCCUCAAGUACGUUUCACAUCUAUAGCCUUAUAAGCGAUAAACAUUUCGAAGCGGCCAAUGUAGUAAUUUUAUGUUCAUUUUUUAAUAUUAUUGACAACUUAUAUUCAACACAGACAUAAUGCAGGGGAGAUAAAUCUCGUCUGAAAUCCUACAUCGUAAUAUCAACGAAGGGUUUUAUCGGAGAUAAAUAAUACCACAUACGAUUAGUGUUUAUAUUGUCGACAGUCCGCUAGCCAUUUGUGUUUUCAUACAAUGAUGCACUUUUGUAAUGUUCGCAUUUCAAUAACUAAAUCAUGUUUACAGUGACUUGUGAACUCUAAAUAAUACUGUUUUUAAAAUAUUGUUUGUGUAUGGUAAUUUGUAGUGAUACAAAUAUCAAUCGGCGACAAGACCUCUUUUUUCGAAGUGUAUCAAUAUAUCUCUGAUGUCAUGAUUUCAAAGGAUUUGCCUUUCAUGUCAGUUUCCCCGGAAAUAAACUAGUUUUAAACAUAUAACGAAUACUUAACACAAUCAACUCAUCGAAUUUCAACUUAAUUACUUAAGCCAACUCAACCCAAAAAGUAACUACCGAAUUCUUUCACAUUUACUUAGCUCCCUGAUUUUCUUAUAUCUUUCGCACAGACGACGUCCUUUGCAUCUGACAUUUCUCCUAAUUCUAUAUCUCUUCACUGUCCCUUUAAGCUGCCUUUAUAAUUAUGUUAUUGUAUAAUACAUUUAUUAAUAUUUCUGUCUGUGGAAGUUACAAAAUAUAUGUCACCAUGCGUAGAUUAAUGAUAUAUUUAAUAAGAAACAGAAUAAUAUAAUGAUAUAUGUCUGUAGCCCUGAGCUGUUUCCAGGUCCAGUUCCAUUCUAUUCAUCUGGACAGGCGUGUUCCUUAUAGACAAUGGAAUAAAGUUUAUAUCAAA